Molecule: messenger RNA, 321 nt
Organism: Beta vulgaris subsp. vulgaris (sugar beet)
Lineage: Eukaryota; Viridiplantae; Streptophyta; Magnoliopsida; Caryophyllales; Amaranthaceae
Product: antimicrobial peptide Ar-AMP
Exons: 1
Coding region: 1-321 (106 amino acids)
Molecular function (GO): chitin binding
Source: RefSeq, a predicted model, not a curated record
AUGAUGAUGAAGACCAAGGAGAUUGUUGCAGUACUUAUGGUGCUGCUGAUGAUCGUUUCGAUGGGGAAAUCAUCAACAGCCUUUCGUUGCGGGAGAAUGGCGCACAACAGCAGUUGUCCAGAUGGAUUGUGCUGCAACACGUCUGGUUACUGCGGCAGAACUACUGAGUUCUGUGGUAAGGAUCAUUGUCAGAGCCAAUGUAUACUUUACGACGCGCCUGAACAGGCUCAAGCUCAUCCAUCUUCAGGCGUUGAAGCAAUCAGAACUCGCAAAAUACCUACUGAUCAUAAAGUUGCUGCUGCUGCUGCUGUGGUUCCUUGA